Messenger RNA from Oncorhynchus nerka (sockeye salmon), 5499 nucleotides. Its product is annotated as striatin-interacting protein 1 homolog. Bases 142 to 2580 code for a protein of 812 amino acids. Gene Ontology annotation, cellular component: cytosol. The record is from RefSeq and is a predicted model, not a curated record. NCBI's taxonomy places the organism in Eukaryota, Metazoa, Chordata, Actinopteri, Salmoniformes, Salmonidae. The transcript has 22 exons. Gene Ontology annotation, biological process: cytoskeleton organization.
AUCAAAGACCCUUAACUGGAUACGUACGUUAACCCACUCUGACAUCUAGGGCAUGUUGACUCCUGCGUCCCUCUCGUUCAGUUUUUCCACUCCGACUGUUGCCUGCAUUUGCAUAGCCAUGCGGAAAAGAAAGCUCAACGAAUGUGCUUACCCAUCCGAGAAGGAAGAACAAGCUCCAUGGAGUCUCCUAACCUGGAGUUUGAGUAUGGGGACACAGACAGCCUGACCACUGAACUCUCAGAGAUCUACAGUUACACGGAGGAGCCCGAGUUCGCCCUCAACAGGGACUACUUUGAGGAGGAUUUCAGGAGCCAUGUGCGGGGGAGGUGGAUUGAGCUGGGUCAGGAGCAGCAGAAGGGCUAUGUGAUGAGACUACUAGAUGCUCUGGAGGUCACUGACCGGGACAAGAGGCUGAAGGUGGCCCGGGCCAUCCUCUACCUGGCACAGGGGGUGUUUGACGAGUGUGACACGGACGCAGACGUGAUCCACUGGUCUCGCCACAACGUGUUCCUGCUGUAUGACAUGGGCAUCUUCACCGCUCUCCUGGAGCUGCUGAGCAUGGAGAUGGAUAACAACCAAGUCUGCAGCAGCGCAGUGAGGAAACCUGCGAUCUCUCUGGCGGACAGCACAGAACUCAGGGUCUUGCUAAGCAUCAUGUACCUGAUGGUGGAGACCAUCCGUCUGCAGACAGAGGAUGACAGGCCAGAGUGGAGAACUACCAGAGAGGCCUUCAAGACUGAACUGGGUUCUCCUCUGUACAACGGCGAGCCAUUUGCCCUGCUGCUCUUCACCAUGGUGACCAAGUUCUGCAGUAUGAACGCUCCACACUUCCCCAUGAAGAAGGUCCUGCUGCUGCUCUGGAAGACCAUCCUGUUCACCAUGGGGGGCUUUGAGGAGCUCCAGGAGAUGAAGGUUCGAGGCAGAGAGAGGCUGAGCCUGCCCCCCCUGCCUGAGGACAGCAUCAAGGUGGUCCGGAGCAUGAGGGCAGCCUCUCCUCCAGCCUCGGCAAUGGAGCUCAUCGAGCAGCAACAGCAGGCCAAGAGAGGACGCCGCAGCCGCAGGAGUGCCUUUGUUGAUAGCUUGGAAGGAGACAGUCCCUUUCCCAAGAAGCAGCCCCUGGUAAAGCAGGACAGCCUAGACACGUACAACGAGCGAGACCCCUUUAAGAACGACGACGCACGAGACGAGGAGGAGGACGGCGAGGAAGCCGACAGUGGCAUCGAAGGCGAGGUGGACCCCCUGGACAGUGAUGUCAUCAUCCAGCCACCACCCCCACCGCCCCCGCUCAGACCCCCCACUGAGAGAGCGUCCCUCCCCAAGGGUCUGCCCUGGGCCCCCAAAGUCAGAGAGAAAGACAUCGAGCACUUCUUGGAGACCAGCAGGAACAAGUUCAUCGGCUUCACUCUGGGAAAUGACACAGAGACACUCGUCGGUCUUCCUAGACCAAUACACGAGAGUGUGAAGACCCUUAAACAGCACAAAUAUGUCUCUAUAGCCGAGAUGCAGAUCAAGCGGGAAGAGGAGCUUCAACAGUGCCCCAUGACCCUGGGAGAAGAGGAUGUGGAUGAGACGCCCACAGAGAUCCUGUAUCUGGGAAUGCUUCCUAACCUGUCUCAGUAUGUGAUUGCCCUUCUGAAGCUGCUGCUGGCUGCAGCACCUACCUCCAAGGCCAAGACGGACUCCAUCAAUAUACUGGCUGAUGUGCUGCCAGAGGAGAUGCCAAUCACGGUCCUCCAGAGCAUGAAGCUGGGUAUUGACGUGAACAGACACAAGGAGAUCAUUGUCAAGGCCAUCUCUGCACUUCUGCUCCUGCUGCUCAAGCACCUGAAACUCAAUCACAUCUACCAAUUUGAGAUUGUCUCCCAACACCUGGUGUUCGCUAACUGCAUCCCACUCAUCCUCAAGUUCUUCAACCAGAACAUCCUGUCUUACAUCAGUGCCAAAAACAGUAUAUGUGUGCUGGACUUCCCUCACUGUGUGGUCCACGAGAUGCCUGAGCUCACGGCUGAGAGCUUGGAAGCUGGAGACCGUAAUCAGUUCUGCUGGCGUAAUCUCUUCUCCUGCAUCAACCUGCUGAGGAUCCUCAACAAGCUGACUAAGUGGAAACACUCCAGGACCAUGAUGCUGGUGGUGUUCAAGUCUGCUCCCAUCCUGAAGAGGGCGCUGAAGGUCAAACAGGCCAUGAUGCAGCUGUAUGUCCUCAAGCUGCUCAAGAUCCAGACCAAGUACCUGGGCCGCCAGUGGAGGAAGAGUAACAUGAAGACCAUGUCAGCCAUCUACCAGAAAGUACGACACAGGCUCAAUGACGACUGGGCCUAUGGCAACGAUAUCGACGCGCGGCCGUGGGACUUCCAGGCGGAGGAGUGCGCCCUGAGGGAGAGCAUCGAGAAGUUCAACAGCCGUCGCUACGACAAGAACCAGAACGGUGAGUUCGCCCCGGUGGACAACUGCCUGCAAAGUGUUCUGGGCCAGCGCGUUGAGCUGCCGGAGGACUUCCACUACAGCUAUGAAAUGUGGCUGGAGAGAGAGGUGUUUUCACAGCCUAUCCAAUGGGAGGGUCUACUACAACAGGCCCAAUGAGCGGGGAGGACACGCAUACCAGGGACACAAGCCUACGACUACUGUGAUCUUCAUGUAAAUAUGUGGCAGAAAUAGAACCUCUGUUUUGUAAUCACCUGUAUCCAUGCAGAAAUUGUACAGUAAUGGUAUAGACAGUAAUAAUGAUGUCAUGGCAACUUGGCAGGAGCAGGCUCUUACAGUACAACUAUGUGGAAUACUGUGAUUCUUCUGUUAGUCACGACAACCAAUCCAACCACUCACUAUGUCCACUAUAACUAUAACCACCAGUACAUUUUUUUCUCACUCAAUUUGGUUCGCUUCUGUGCUUUGUGGAAUAAUGAAUUUUAUAUUCAUGGCAUGUCCUCUUUUUUUAUCAUGAAGAUGUACAUUUGAAGUACUGGCACUAUGUUUAGUUUAUGUUGUAAUGUUUUACAUGUGUAUUUAUUCAUGAUCACAGCCAUUAUGUUUCGGUAUGUAAAUCUCAUAGCUGCAGAUGAUAUUGUGGUUGAUAUUUCUAGAAAAGAAAUGCCUAUUUGUAAAGAAAGUACUGUGUAUUAACAGGCUAACGAUUAAUUACCUUACUGUGAUUGUUUUCAGUUAAAAUAGCAAAGAGGAAUUUCUCAAGCAAGAAUUUAGCCAGGACUGUCUGGAGUUGGUCUGAGUAGGGAGGGGGAAAUGAGCUGUUAUUGGUAGACAGGUUUUGAACUAAUUUACCCCGCCUGUGGAUGUCACCAGGCAGACUAAAACUCCAUCCUACCAAAACAGGAAGAAACAGCUGUUACAUUUAAAGGGCAUUAUCAUAAUUUUCACAGUAUUAUUCCAACCUCUGUGUGGAAAUAUAUAUAAAACACAGGAAAAUCACGUUUUGGGAGAAUUUAACAUUUCCCCUUUCUAGAUGAAUAGUAUUUUCAUUUGUGCAAUCACAAACAGAUAUUCCUGUAAGUCAUUGAUCAUCAACUAGAUUCAGCUGCGGGAUGAUUUUUAUUAAACUUCUUCAGCGGAUGGUCAGUGUGCCGAAACAUAAUUACAAAUCAUUUGUAGACAUAGUAUUUUACAAAGAUAAUAAACGUGCUUACAUUUGUAUACGAUCACAUCUCUCUAUUAUGCGUGGGAAUACUUGGCAAACCGAUUUCCAAAAUUUAAAAUCACUUGGACCUGAUUUCUUGGUGUUUUUCAUGUCUAGCUGUCCAAAUUCGGGCCCACGGCCAGCGAGUGGGGAAACCCUGCUGUUAGUAGUAUGUGGUAGUUCAUUUAUGUUUAUAAAGGUCUGUGAAGCCUUACGCCAGAUAGAGAGAAAAUAAAGGAUAAGGACACAGGCAAACCUUUUGAGGCUAAGCUGAAGGGUUUGACCAGGGAUUUGGAGGCUUGAGGGGGUUCAUCGGCCCAACGUGGGGAGGCCGUCUCUGGGUAACUAGAUGACAGUGUCCCUGACUCCCUCUGGGACCCCGAGAAGUCCUGUGUGCUUCACUCUCUGUCCUCCCAAAUGUGUCAUGGCUGUCUUGGUUUAGCCCUCAGGCCACCUCUCAACUUCCACAGAGCAGCACGGCAGCCAACCUUGAAUAACCGCACAACGACUGAAGGGCUACAAGUGUCCUUGUGAGGCCUAUGCUCUCCCUCGCUGAAUACACAGUAGUUGUCACACAAUGGUGUUGAUUUUUAUGAGAUCUGUUGUCUCGUCAAUUUAUUUCACUGUAAAGUAGAACUACCCUGGGCUGUCAAGGCCAGUACGUAUUCUCUGGUGAGUGUCCUGUAACUUUCUCUCAGGGUUAUGGAACAUUCUCUGAUGACGCAAGCACAUAAGACAUGAUCAUGGUCACUUUUUCCUACUAUCUAGUGUAGACUUUAGUGUCUCUCUCUGGAGAAUUUGUGUAGGCGGUGGAGAUGUACUUGGUUGUAUUAUCUUUGUAUUGAACAAUGAUUGUGUAACUGAAUUGUGCUUCUUCGAAGGAAACUAAGUCUGCAUGGCUGCAGUUUUAUCUUUCUGUUUGAAUGUGUCCUAUUUAAAAGUGUAUUCUGAAAUUUGAUACAAUAUUUCAAAAUGUGACUUGUUAAAAUUCUGUUUUUAGAACACAUAUUCAAAAUGUACUCUCACUCACCAUUUUGGUAUAUGUAGGGUGUUUUGGUAAAUGCACCUACAUUCUUGUCUAUUGAGUCAGCACAAUCUGGGGUAUGUCUCAAAAGUCAUGUCAAGUUUGUCCUACACAGGUGAAGAGAAUGUCAUUUGACCUUUUAGUUCUGGGUUUUCUUGAAUGCAAAAUAUGUUUUUUAAAAUAACUGCUUAUCUUGAGGUUCUCAGGUUUUCAGUAUGUACAACCUGAACUUUUAGAAUUAUUGUACAACUAUGGCUUCCUCCUCACUACCUAUACAGUAUGUAAGUAUGAAUGCAGCUGGUGGACUUGCAUGGUAAUAACAAUCUAAGCAUUGUAAAGUAGUCUACACUUGGAUUGGCACAAACAGUAACCCAACACAAUGUUGAUAAUUUCUUUACACUUUUUUGUUUCAGUUACAACUUUUUUUCAGAAACCCUAACCUCAUGUGACAAAGUAAUGAGUGGCAGUUUUGAUUAGGAAUGAAUGCCUUACUCAGAGCACCUCUCAUUCAAAACAACGCAAUAUCUCUUUUUCUACCUGAAAUUGUACAAUCACUGGAAAUACCCUACAGUACAUGUAUGUAUGUAUGUAUGCAUGUAUGUUUGUUGAGUUCUGGCACAGUUGGAGGAAGUGUUCCUAGAUGUGAUUUGCAGUGUUUGGAUAUUUGUGUUUUUGUCAUACUUCUAGUUGACUGUAAUAAUAGUGAUUUUGUUCAGGGGUUUGUACAUUCACUGUCCUGUACAAAGCCAUUAUUCUGUUGAAAGACACAUCAGAGUUGAAACUUGUAAAAUGAUUCUGUCCUUCAUAUUCUGUAUUUUCUAAAUAAAGAGAUCACUGGUUUUAAUUUGUA